GUGUGUGCCUGUGUGUGUGAGAGAGAGUGUGCACGGUCACACAUUUGCUCACCAUGCAAUGACAGAUAAGGUAUCACAGAACUAAGAAGUGAAGAAGAUCAGAGAGGCCAUUUUUAUGAAGUGGGACGAGGCUGAAAGAAAUGGAACUGCUGACAGCUGUCGUUCUACUACAAGUUUUGGGCGUCUUUCAAGCUCUUCGAAACACAAGUUAUCCAGUCGAGGUGAACAACACUGACAUGUCGAAGCCAUUGGGGUAUCACAGGAAGCCCCUGCCUGCUGAUGCCGGUGAACCCGGCCAGUUCAAUCUGUCUGGCACCUGUGCCGGGGUGGUGAUGACUCUCACUAACACACACAGAUGGGUGCCGGCUGACCUCAGCCUGGCCAACCGCAGCACUGUAGCCCAGCGCAUAUGCAAACACCUGGGCUGUGGGGACGUUUAUGAGGUCAGGCAAAACGCAACCACAGCGGCACUCAACAGCACCUGUGCCACGGACUGCGUGUUGGAAACACCCGAGCGUCUCAAAUGCAACGAGAGCACCAGUGGCACCUGUUUGUACAUCACUGAGAUACACUGUUCUAUCCGAUUGGCCAACGGCACCGACCGUUGCCAGGGCCGCGUGGAGGUGUUCAGCAACGGAACGUGGGGCACGGUGUGCGACGACGGGUGGAACUUGGCGGCCGGACACGUAGUGUGCGCCCAGCUGGGCUGUGGGUGGGCCCGUGAGGUCACCGGAGAGGGGAGGGGCUUCCCGCCUGGUUCCGGUCCCAUUCACCUGGACGAGCUGAACUGCACGGGGACGGAACAACACCUGUGGCAGUGCAGGACCAACAGGACUGAACAUGCCCACGACUGCGGCCACAAAGAGGAUGCUGGGGUGGUGUGCACAGGAGACCUUCAGCCUCCCUUCUCCCUUCUGCAUACCACGCAGUCUCAACCCAACUGGACCACAGGUGCAGCCACGUCGGCCUCCCUGGAGGCGGCCGCACCCCAACGCGGACUGCAAGCUGCAGUAGCAGGCUGCAUCGUGCUGUCAGUGGCUCUGAUCUUGGUGCUGGCCUCCAAUGUCAUACUCUGUAGGCGGCAAAAGAGCAGAACAGCACGUGUGAUCCAUCAAACAUACGAUGGUUCCACCUCAAACAUUAUAAGGGAACGGAGUGAGCAGGAAGAGCCUGAUGUCAACCUGCUCAGAGUCACCACAGAAGACGCUCCAAGUCAAGUGUACCCUCCAACUCCAAAAUACUCUGUUGCCCGCCGGCCACCAUCAGCAGACGACAGCUCCUCCACCAGCUCCUGUGACUCAGAUGAGAUGAAUUACUACAUAAAGCCUCUUGCUGUGAUGCCAAGCGCUCCCGAGGCUCCACACAGCCCAGGCCCGGUAUCAAAGGAGAUAAUCAAUGAGAAUGAUCAACCAGGAGCCGACUCGGAUUCGGAGAGCGGAGAUGACUAUGAAAACACAGGCAUAGAAAUCCAAAAUCUUUUAGAAUCAGAGAAUACUUGGACUCCCAAUGACUUACAGAACCUCCCAUCUGCCCAUGACCCACACAACUUGCAGAGGGCAGCAAGCACCGAGUCUUUGGAGUCGAGUGGCUCAUCCUCUGAUGAAGACUAUCAAAACGUGGCCUUCCACAGGGAGUCGACUCUUCCAUAUCCAGAAUGCCAGCGAAGCUCUGAACAACUAAUGUCCUUACCUACAAAUGGAAACUAUAGUGGAUCCAAUCACUACAGUAGUCAUAUCCCUGAAAGCCACUGUGAUCAAGAUGACUCGUCUAGCACAUCUUCGGGGUAUUCCUAUGAGAACGUGCCGGCAGUAAGCAAAGCAGACUGUUCCCGCCCAACACACGAAGACCCAGCAGAUCAGUCGUCUUCAGACAGCGACUAUGACCAAGUGGCCAUAACGCCGCCACCUUAACUUAUUAUGCACAUUUGAAGAUUACGGGAGCAGCUGCAACAAAAUGGAAGAAGAGCACAGCCAAGGUUCCAUAGAUAGUGUUAUUUAUUUGGUCUCCGUCAUACGGACACAUCUGUUUUUCUAUUUACCUCUCAUAAACUCUCUCUCCCACACACGCACGCACGCAUGCACACACACACACACACACACACACACACACACA
Molecule: messenger RNA, 2112 nt
Organism: Sardina pilchardus (European sardine)
Lineage: Eukaryota; Metazoa; Chordata; Actinopteri; Clupeiformes; Clupeidae
Product: T-cell differentiation antigen CD6
Exons: 14
Coding region: 141-1910 (589 amino acids)
Biological process (GO): zymogen activation
Cellular component (GO): plasma membrane
Molecular function (GO): serine-type endopeptidase activity
Source: RefSeq, a predicted model, not a curated record